GACCAAUAGACCUUUCUCCUUUUAAGUGAAAUUUUGAUCUAGACAAGUCUGGACAAACAUUUCAUCAUCAAGAGCAUCGCAAAAUUAGUAAUAUUCCAAAGUUUCGAUCAAACUGAUUAUCAAUUUCCCGUUUGUAAAUUACAAAAUGACUGAAAAACGGCAAACUUCGCAAGGCUGUAUUAUCCGCAUUUUACAACAUUUCGCAACGAAACUUCGGAAUAUUACUAAUUUUGUGAUGCUCUUUCAAGCUGUGAUGAAAUUCUUGUCCAGACUUGUCUAGAUCAAAAUUUCACUUAAAAGGGGAAAGGUCUAUUCCAAUCUAAAUUAACCCUUAGCGGCUGCUUCCAGUGUUUGUACAGUGUAUCUCGCGAUCUUAGGUGCGAUAUUCUUCUGCUGGAUGUUAACGAGAGGAUGAGUUUAUAUGAGUGUUCAUACUCAGAGCAUUCAGAACUUACCAGAAGAAAAUUUGCACCAUAGAUAUCGAAGUGUUGACCCGUGUACUGACCUAUGCUUUUCACCUCGAUAUAGACAACUAAACUAUUACGAAAAAAAUAUCAACUUAAAAAUUUUGCCCUAAUUUUAUUCCAUAUCUUUGACUUUUUCAAGAUAGAUUUGUUCAGAAUUUUGUACUCUUUCAAAUUCUCCGCUGGAUAUGUAAAAUAUACACUGUACUUUUGUUUGUAUAGUAUAAUGCCAUGGAGAUGUACAUAUUGGUCGAGUGUCGAGGUCCUCGACAUUUUACCCUCGCCCCAGUUGACCCCAAAAAUCCCAACCAAAAUACUUUAAUUACGUCUUAAAAAUUGAGUGUAUACAUGCUCACUUGGAUUAUCCACCAAAUCCAGAAUCCAAGUUCAACCAAGUGAAGUGCAAUACCAUGCUUUCAAAUCCAUCUUUAAUAUAAGCAGUAGUACCCUCGACACUCGAGUGAUAAAUAAACUCAAUGCUGUCAUCAUUUGUAACUUGAUAUGUAAUAAACUCUUAAACACACAACGCCUACAUGUCAGUUCGGUAACUAAGUUGCGUAGUUUGGUUGCAGAUAUUUUACUCUUCCGAAAGUAGUUCCGACUAAAUUGGAUUUCAAACCAUGGGCACAUCACAAAUGGCAAUCGAUGAUGGUAUUCCCGAAAAGACAUCAAAUAAAAAGCUUAUAUUAAUUGGCGUUGCUGUUGUGGCUCUCGUUGUUAUUGUUGGCGUCUUAGCUGGAGUUUUGAGCGCAAACAGGGAGAAAGAUAAUUGCGACGAGCGUGUAAAAAAAGCCGUUCUCGCAGCCAAAGCCGAGGGGGAAAGCGAAAGCACUACUACUAGUUCCACAAUGGGGCCAACUACAGGAUCGAUUCGCACAACCAUGGGGGCAACAACUCCAUCCAUCUUAGAACCAUGGGAAAAAAUCAGGUUGCCGACCGACAUUGAACCUAUACACUAUGACAUGCUCAUACGAGUCUACUUGGAAACUCUGAGCUUCUCUGGAAAUUCAAAUAUCUCUAUUGAUGUAACAAGUCAAACGGACACAAUUCUGUUUCAUAUAAAUAAGAUUAAUAUCACUAGCGUCGAAGUUGUCGACUCCAGUGACAAGAUAUUACCUAUCAACAAACAAUUUAAUUCCAUGAAAAGACAGUUCUAUGUGGUGAUUUUAGAUGCGAAAAUGGCUGUUGGUCAGUAUGUGUUAAGGUUAAAAUUCGUUGCUAAUAUCGAACAGGAAGAAUUGAACGGACUAUACAAAAGUACAUAUAAAAACAGCGCUGGUAAAACAAGGUAAGCUACAGCUAACAGCUCUUCCUUUCUACGGGUAAGCGAUAAUCCGGCCCUUUUGUGCUACGAUUUCUAGUGCGAUAUUCUCUUCUAAUCUAGAGGCACUGUCAUCAGUGUCAUGUAUUUUCUUUGUGAAACCGCCGCAUUACAGGUCUAUAAUCUGUUCAUCUGAUCGUUCACAUCCAGAAGGCAAAAAUCGCACCUAAUAAAUCGUCGCACAAAUUGGCAUUUACACAGAAUAUUCAGGAUGUGCUAGUCGCAUACUUUAUAUCCCGGAGGUACACCAAUACUGCGGUCCGGUACUUCUUUGUUUGAAGUCGAUCUGCGCACUUAAAUUUUACUUUAUACCCACACUUGACCAUAUAUGACCAGCAAAGAAACUCUCCGAGUAUAAUUCAAAAACCUAAUUAUAAGAAAACCGUAAUUAUAUAAGAAUAUAGCUGUUGAAUUUGGCUAUUGAAAUAUAUGAGAGAACUGCCGGAGUCUGAGGGGACUAUCAGCAAUCGUGAAGCCAGCUGUCUGCGUUUCGCAUUGCCAUUGUGUAUUCAAAUUGUGCGUUCUCUUCGUUGUUGUAACUCGUAUUUUCAGGUUUCUGAAUGAAUACCUUUUAGAAUACUUUGCGGUUUUAUGCACUUUAUCUGAUUAUAACUGCACAUUAAGGGCCAUUUAUACGAGACGAAAUAAGACGCGACUUACAUAAGACGCGACUUAAAUAAGCGGAGUUAUCGCAUAAAUGAUUCUCUAGGGCUUUAUUCUUAUUUACUUGCCAUAGCUAUAAUGUUGUUUUGGUUGUUUUUUUUUUUAAUAUGCAAGGCUAGUAAUUUUACGUUGUUUCAAGUUUCUGGCAUGUGUAGUGUUUAGUUAAAAGGCCUGUUCUUUUUGUACUAAAAUUUCUUAUUUAAGUCGCGUCUUAUGUAAGUCGCGUCUUAUUUUGUUCCGUAUAAAUGGCCCUAUCGAGUCUUACGUUUUUAUGUACGUGGUGUGAGUGAGGUAUACGACUAAAGCUGUUUUCAUCUUCGAUCCUGCGAUUCCGGUGUAGCGCUCUAACCAACUGAGCUACAGAGUCCUGUUGUCCAGAGCUCUAUUAACCGGACGUUCAUGAAUAUAUAAUAAAGGUGAUGCCAAUAUAUGUAAUGUUUAUUGCCCAAAAUCCUGUUUUCAAACUUCAAUCGUUUAAUUAUCGUUACGUACGUCAAUUGAUUCCGGCUUUUCAUUAUGCAUAGUAAUUAUACAGUCUAAUUUCAGCUGCAGUGCUGGAAGUUGACACGCUGUCGACCAGCAGCUGCUGGCCAGUCUUCUGAAGCUUUACUGAAGCUCAUCUACAAAGCGCUAUUAAAUUAAAUAUCUCCGCCAAACUCUGAAAUCAGCAUGAUGAAAUUCGCCGCGGGUUCACUUCCUGCCAGGGACCUUAGUUCAUAAAGUUUCAUUUUUCGCUUCUGUUCGUGGUUAGGUCUAAUAAAUGUAUAUAUAAAUUUCCACUCGACAAUGGACCAUUUGCAUUAUAGACUAAAUUUUGGUCUAUACAAAAAUUUCAUCACAACUUGUAAGAGCAUCACAAAAUUAGUAAUAUACCAAAGUUUCGUUGCGAAAUGUUGUAAAAUGCGGAUAAUAUGGCAUUGCGAAAUUUGCAAUUUUCAGUCAUUUUGUAUUAAUACAAACGGGAAAUUGAUGCCCCAACACCCGAUUGGGCUGUCAAUUUACCGUGCGUAAUACAAAAUGACUGAAAAACGGCAAACUUCGCAAGGCUAUAUAUUAUCCGCAUUUUACAACAUUUCGCAACGAAACUUUGGAAUAUUACUAAUUUUGUGAUGCUUUUUCAAGCUGUGAUGAAAUUUUUGUCUAGACUUGUCUAGAUCAAAAUUUAGUCUAUAAUGCAAAUGGUCCAAUAAUACCCAUCAAAUAUCAUUCCUUCCAGUGAGAUGCCACAAAAAUCUUGAUUUUGAUUUAGGACAGUUUAUUCCCUUUAAUACCGCUCUACACUCUACAGUUUCAUUUUCGUAUUCAGAUUUUUGAAUCUGAAACGGGGUUAAUUGACCAUUUGCGUAAUAGACUAAAUUUUGAUCUCAACAAAAAUUUCAUUACAGCUUGAAAGAGCAUCACAAAAUUAGUAAUAUUCCAAAGUUUCGUUGCAAAAUGUUGUAAAAUGCUGAAAAUAUAGCCUUGCGAAGUUUCCAAUUUUCAGUCAUUUUAGAUUACAAACCGGAAAUAGACAGCCUCGAAGGGUUUGAGGCUGUCAAUUUCCCGUUUGUAAUCUAAAAUGACUGAAAAUUGCAAAUUUCGCAAGGCUAUAGUAUCCGCAUUUUACAACAUUUUGCAACGAAACUUUGGAAUAUUACUAAUUUUGUGAUGCUCCUUCAAGCUGUGAUGACAUUUUUGUCUAGACUUGUUUAGUUCAAAAUUUAGUCUGUUACGCAAAUGGUCAAUUGUCGUGUACAAAAUGUGGAAUUGCUUAGUCUCUUUUCAGGGAAUAAACGUAAUCAUCAAGGGCAUCCAUCUUCAGACUAUUGAGCAUUUGACAAAACCAUAUUUUAAUUUUUAGCUCAUAAUGUGAAGUCAGGAAAAAUCGCAAAAACUACACGACCAUGCAACGUGUGAAUUCUUUCUGCGUCGUGUUUGCUUUGACCUGUCGAUGUGUUUCGCAAAAUACACGUAGUUCCCUAAUUUCUGAAUUCAAUUUUCAAAGUUUCAUGUUGUCUGCACAUGUGUUUCUUUUGGAGACGCCAUUGGCCUUCUGACAAAUCGGAAAAUGAUCAAGAUAGUCACUCGGAUUGAUUUACAUCGGAUUGUAUAGACAUUACUGUUGCCAUGGCUUUUUAGUCUUCAAUAUUUGAGUCACGCUUUGGAAAUGGGAAAAUAAAAUUUUAUUACCCAAACCCAUAGCCCAAGCCUUGAGUUGUUUUGUUUUUUACUUCCCCAACCUUUUACUCACUCAAAAUGUUUUUGUGUACCCAACCCUUUACUCUUUAAUAGGUGCCACCAUUCGCCCAUAGUAAUGAACGGUGUUUCAGGCUUUCAGCCCUUAGGGAUGGCGGCUGAGGGAUGACGGUAUCUGCACGUGCAUCUGAAAAGAUACCGUAUAUCAUAUCGGCAAGGUCACCGGAUCACGUUUGACCUCUGCAGUAUGACGUCAGAGAACGUAAAUGUUACGUCAGUAAGAAUUUUCUAUGGUAUAGAUAUUUACUUCGCUAUAAAUUUCAAAAUGGCGGCAAAUAUCACGUACCACGUGAGAAUAGGCUUUUCUCGAUUGUGCUAGCAUAUUUUUUAGCAUAAUUUGGGUAAACAAGCAUAAUUUUGCAUUUUUUUAGAAAAAAGCACUGCUAGCAUAAUCUGCAGACAAUUGCCAGACAUGUCUAAGUUUCAGAGCAAAAUGCUAAAGAUGUGAAAAUUUUUUUAGUUUUCUUUAUACUUGUUCUUUAGAAUUUUGUCCAAACACUUGCAGGAAGUGAUUGUUAAACAACACUACGCUGACUACUGUAGUUAGUAAGGUAAUCACCUUAAUAUGAGACCCAGUCCACACUCCACAUUUCCCCAUUACUCAAUAUCCAAGAUGGCGUCAGCCUCUCAGGAAAAUAUAAACUUACAGGUUGCACAAGGAAGGCAACAGGAAAAUAGUGAUAAUAAUAGUGCAAACAGGCCACCAGAUUCAAACAAGAAUAAAUACAAGAGCCGGGGAGCUUCUGACGUGAAGAAAAUUUGUUUACGAGAUCGAGUAAAUCAAUUUCCAAAUCAAUUUCCAAAUCUGGGCAACAGAUUUUGUGGACGAUGAUAGAGCCAUAUGAAUAGACUAUUAUGUUGAGUUCAGGAGAAAAGACUAUUAAAAGUUACAAGAUUUACUUUUUAUAACAAAAUACGUUGAUUUUUCCACUUUUGUAGCAUAUUUUUGAAUAGCAUAAUAUAAUAAAAAACAAGCAUAAUUUUUUAAAACUGGUAUAAUUCGAGCAUAAUUUAGACAUUAAACCAGAACUGCUAGUAGCAUAUUAUGCUACUUUUACUAGCACAAUCGAGAAAAGCCUACGUGAGAACGACACGUACUUUUAUUGGCUACUAUAUAUUCACAGCUGAGCUUAGGGGCGGACCAUUAGAAAAGUGAUGAAUAAAAAUCGAGCAAGGGAAACAGAAAGAAAAAAAAUUCGUGCACCAAAAUAGUUUGAAAAAAUAAAUUCGUGCCCAAAUUUGAAGCAAAAUCCGCCGACCGACAAUGGUCUUAUUUAAAUUUGGAUCCACUAAAAGCUCUACUAUAUGAAGUCACAAUCCAGGAUGCGAGCUAAAUCCGCAAUUUGAGCAAAAAUAUUAGAUAUAUCCGCAAUCCGCUGUACUACUAAGAUCCGCAAAUCCGCUGUACUACUAAGAUCCGCAAAUCCGUGUAAAAUAUUCGCCAGAUCCAAAAUCCGAACAAUUUUUUCGGUGAAAUUCGACGUUCCAAAAACCUAUUCACCCGCUCCAAUAAUAUAUGAAAUCUUAUUGAAUUAAAUAUUGACUCUUCUAUAAACUUUUAUUGGGAAAACAUAAACUGAGUCCGCAUUAUUAAACAACGAAGAGAAGUAAAAUUCCCGCUCGUAUAUGCAGGUAUGCUUCAGCACGCGAAAAUUCCGACGAAAUAACAAGGUUCCAAUUUUCCGACGGGUCUCAACAAUAGGGGGGGGGGACAAAGUUUCAAUUUUCUGACGGGUCUCAACAAUAGGGGUGGGCAUGCCCCCCCCCCGGCCACGGGGCCACUGUAUCGGUGUCAGAUUCCACAGCAAAUACACGUGCGCACUAGCCUGCCUUUCGAGGGAAAAGGGGAAAAGUUAGUCUUCUCCUUUCCCCCUCGAAAAGUCAGGCUAUAGUGCGCACACGAGAGCUUUUAGUUUAAGCUGUUGCCAAAUGUUGUGAUUAACUCGGCCAAAAGCUCUCGUCAGCGGCACACUUUAGUUUGUGGGUCGGUUGUACGAGAGCCGAUUAGCUUAAUAACCCUGUAGGUUAACCUAAAAUUCAAGGCAAACUUUUUAACAGCUUGUUUAUAAAUUUGAGUUUGAGUUUUGAAAUAACCAGAUGUGCAGAAAUAUAUAAACUAAAACAGCAGGUUAAAUUUUAACCGAGGUUUAGCGCAAAUCCAGCUUUGAAAAACCGGCCCUCCAAUUUUAUGUCCGGUAAGAUGUCAUUCACUGUGUAUCGUAAGGCCCUGUGUGCUUGAUGUCCAGUUAAAAACGCACAAGUUGUUACAGGUCUGCAAACAAGUUGUUACAAAUCUGUUCACAAGCUGUCGACAAGUUGUGUUCGCACUGCUUGUUCCCAGUUGUUGUAACAAGUUUGAAACAAGCUUUUGACAACUUAUAACUUGGCAUUAUCAGACCUGUUACAAGGUUGUUCUAACAAGUUUGACGCAGUCAUGAUGUAACAAGAAUGUUACAAAGUUGAAGACACAAGAUUGUAACUAUUGUUAUAUAAUGACUGUGUCGGACUUGUUGGAACAACCUUGCAAAAAGUCUGAUAUAUCAACAAGCUUGUUACAACUGUUAAACAAGUUGUUCUUUUCUUGUUCGCAAUUUUUUGAACAAGCAGUGCGAACACAACUUGUUGACGGCUUGUCGACGAAACAUCGCCAACGGCCAACAUUUAUCAAGAUGUUAUUUUUCAGACUUUGUUUUCUAUUAUGUAUAGCUUUUCUAUUUUUAGGGGGAUAAGCCCCCUGCGCAAAAUGCUUGGGCAAGCUCCCCUCCACCCCCACAGUUCCUAAGCCAGUGAGUGUUCCUGUACUGGGAAACUUAAACUCUAGUCGAUCCCCAUUUGCAGAGUUAAGAAACAUGUUCAAUUAACCUCUGCGCCAUCAGCCCGGCUGACAGAAUGCAAGAAACAGAAGCAUAGUUUCUUUUAACUUUGAAAAUGUUUUGCACUUUAUAGGGUGCUAGCAGCCACAGAUUUCCAGCCUACCGAUGCACGCAAAGCGUUCCCUUGCUUCGACGAGCCGGCAUUGAAAGCGACUUUUACUAUCAGUAUCGAGCAUCGCAGUGACUAUACGGCGCUGUCCAACAUGAACGCCUUAGAGACAGUGAAUAUGUCGAACAACAGAAGCAUAACGCGUUUUGCAAAGUCAGUUCGAAUGCCGACAUAUCUGGUGGGAAUGAUCAUCUCGGAUUUUAAGCAUUUGAAUGAUACAACUGGUAUACAUAAGAAUAUCACAGUAAGUUCAUUGAGUAUGUGCAUGGUGACAGAGUGCCGUAAACCUUCCAAUAUAAAACCCUUCCCCCAAUAUAAGCCCCACCAUGUAUAAGCCCACCAUAUUCACUAACGCUCAGGCCAUUCUGAAUAUAAGCCCCCCUCUCCAAAAAAAAUAAGCCUCUCCAUGUUAAGUAUAAGCCCAUGCAUGAGAUUGGUAUUGGACAGGUAUUUGUUAAUGAAGCUUUGUUAACAUCGCAUGUAUUUGUUAACAUUUGGUCAGGUAUUUGUUAACAUCGCAUGUUUUUGUCAAAUUAUUUCUGGGCAGUACUAUAAGCUCACUUCGCCUCAUAUUUUAUUUCUAGAUUCGCACUUGGGGUACGCCAGUAGAAUAUCAAGAUUCAGCUUAUGCACUGAAGAUUGGCAAAAACGUGACCACAUUUUUUGAAAAGUAUUACGGUGUACUAUUUCCAUUGCCGAAACAAGGUAUUUAUAUAUUUAUUGUAUUCCCAUUGAACAUUUGAACUCGUUCCCAUUACAAAAAUUGGUAAAAGUUACACAUAAAAAAUGCAGCUAGUUACCGUUGCAAAAUUACUUCACGAUAAUUUUGUAACUAGUUUCUUUUCGAAUAAUACGGGUGAUAUUAUUUCCCCAAGGCCAAGGUUGGAAAGAAAUACCGAAAAAUAAACAAUGUAUAUACAAAAACUAAAUGACGAAAAACUCGUGAUUAAUUAAACAUCGAAAUUCAUUAAAAAAAACUUAUUACUUAUAUGAUCAGACAUAACUUUAACACUGCUACAUUGGAUUUUUUUGUUCUUUGCCACAUUUAGUAAAACGAGUGAAUUUUAAGAAAAUUCAUCAAAUUUUUCUGUGGUAUAAAAACUGGUUUAAAGAAUCGUUUGUUAUGCAUUCGAAUACUUGAUUGUUUUAGAUAUGGUGGCAGUGCCAGACUUCAAUUCUGGAGCAAUGGAAAACUGGGGCAUAAUCACGUACAGAGAGAGUGCUUUUUUCUAUAAACAAGGAGUGUCCUCUGAAACGAACAAACAAAGGAUUGCUUUAAUUGUGGCCCAUGAACUGGCACAUAUGGUAUGUACAUAAGUCUUCAGACGUACAAAAUGUUAUGCUGCAGUUUUCUUAAUUAAGGCAAUUGACCUAGGGUUAGGAUUUGAGAUUGGUAGAUAGGAUUAGGAUUAGUUUGGGAUUGGUGUUAAGCUUGGAGUUUGUUUUAGGUUAGUGUUAGGAUUUAUUAGUUUAGGAUUGAUGUUUUGAUUAGUUUAGGGUUGGUGUUAAGUUUUGGAUUAGCUUUAGGAUUAGUGUAAUGAUUACUUUGGGAUUAGGUUUAGGGUUAGUGUUAAGAUUAGUUUAGGAUUGAUGUUUUGAUUACUCGAGAAUUAGUCAUAGGAUUAGGUUUAAAUUAGUCUCAGGAUUAGGUUUAGGAUUAGACUUUAGAUUAGGUUAAAGUUAGUAUUAUGAUUAGUGUUAUGGUUAGUGUUAUGAUUAGUUUAGGUGAAGUUUAGAAUUAGUGUUAGGAUUAGUGUUAUGAUUUGUUUAGAAUUAGUGUUAGGUAUAGUUUAGAAUUAGUGUUAGGAUUAGAUUAAGAUUAGUUUAGGAUUAGUGUUAUUAUUAGUUUAGGAUUGAUGUUAUUAGGUUUAGGAUUAGGUUUGGGAUUAGUUUUAGGAUUAGUUGAGGAUUGGAGUUAGGUCUGGAAUAGUUUAAACGUAAGAAAUCGGACAAAUCUCUGCAUUUAAAUUGUGGUUGUGAUGAAGCGUGCCCGUAUCUUUAGUGGUUUGGUAACUUGGUCUCGUGCAAAUGGUGGAAUGAUAUUUGGUUAAACGAAGGAUUUGCAAGUUAUGUUGAAUAUCUGGGUACUCACAAUGCGGAGCCUGACUGGGAGUUUGUAAGUAUUAGGACAUUCAUAUUUUGGGGGUUUUUUUUUCGUUCAAACCGGCAAACCGCAAAGCACCACGUGACUAUCUCUAGCGGUUGCGUUUGCCGAAAAUAUUUAACGUUUUUGAUGGCUGGGGCGAUUUUUCCUGUAUGUCAAUUCCCGCAAGCUUUUAUUCAUUUAUCUCAUCUUAAGUCUUUGUUACACGCGCUCAAAACUAUACUGUGAAUACACUGUUUCACUCGGUUAUGAUUACAUUCAAAAUUUUAUUUUUCGAUACGUUUCUCAAGUGGCAAACAAACUUUUAAGUUUUACUUUUUAAAAAAAGUAUAUUCACGUCAUAGUGCUUUAGCUGUAAAAUUGUGCUAAAAUGAAGUGAUUUUAGAUGGUUUACGCCAAAGAGAACUAAAUUAUGUCUGAGUUCAGUAAGUUUUGCUUAUAUUGCUCUAUAAAUAUGGCGUCGAUUAUACAGCAUCGAUGAUAAUUGUUUCUAAAUGGACAAUAUUUAGGGUUUAAGGCAAUAAGAAUUUUGAGUCAGGGGUACUUCAAUGCUAUGAUUUUUGUUAUAUAGAUGGAACAGUUUUUGAUAAAUGAUCUCCAUCGAGCGUUCAGACUUGACGCUCUCGCGUCAUCACAUCCAAUAACAGUUGAGGUCGAAGAUCCCGAGGAAAUAAAAACUGUUUUUGACGCCAUCACAUAUAGCAAGGUUUGUAGAAUAUCGUGUUGUAUAUAUAGUAGAGCAAAUAUGACUGUACACAUUUUGGCCCAAAAGGUUCACUUUCUGUUAUAAACCGGUAAGUUCACCAUGAAGAUACUCAGUCAAUGUGCUUAGAGACUGGUCAUUAUUUAUAGCGGGGUGCAUGCCGAAGAGAAAUAUUUUUCUUGGUAAAAAUGUUGCUCACCCAAUCAUUACAGGUAAACUGCGUGAAGCGUUCUUCUUUUGAGUUUCUAAAUUGAUUGCAAUUUUCCUCAAUACUAUAGUAUUGCAAUGUAAAAAACUCCCUUGCAAAUCCCUUGAGGAAAUUUGCAAUGUUGCUAAAAGCCAAUUAAAUUUUCCACAGUUCCUGUUAGAAGUUCUUAACUUCCUGUUACAAAUUCCUAACUUCCUGUUCUGUUCUGGGCGUUGCAAUUGGCUAACAAAAAUAAUCGACCAAUAACAACGCUCAGAAAAGAACAGGAAGUUAGGAAAUUAAAACAGGAAGUUAGGAAAAUUUAAAAUGAAGUUUGUUUGCAUUGGAAUAUUGCAAGGAGUUUUUCAAAUUUGCAAAGCUAAUGAGGAAAAUUCCAAAUGAGUUACGAAGUCAAAAGAGGAACGCUUCACGUAGUUUACCUUUAAAAAAGUAAAAUAUUUGAUUACCCAACCUCCAAUAUCAAUUAUCCACCCCUGGCCAAAAACUUUACAAAAUUAUACCAUUCAGUUGUCACACGUGUCCUUUGCCACUUCUGUGACAUGAGUUUGAUAACUGCUUGUGCAAUUUUCUGCAGUCUAAAGUUUCAUGUUGUCUGCACAUGUACUUUUUUGGAGACACCGGCCACUUGCCUCCUGGCAAUCGGAAAAUGAUGAAGAUGGUGACUUUAAUUGAUUUACAUAUUGUAUUGACAUAUGACUGUUGACAUUGCUUAUUAGUCUUCAAUAUUUGAGUGAGUUAUGCUUUGGAAAUGACAAUGAUUUUUUAUUAUCCAACCCUUGAGUUGUUUUGUUUUUCAUUUACCCAACCUUUUGCUCACUUAAAAUUUUGUUUACCCAACCCUUUUCUCUUCGGUGCCACUCCCGCCAUGAAUAAUGACCGCUCCCUAAUUUUUAUUAUCUGUAUAUUUAUAUUUGACGACUAAGUCAUCUCAGACAUUAGAGUAGUCUCAUACGUCUUCUGAUAUAAAUGUUUCUUUGCCUCUAGGGUUCGUCAAUUAUUAGAAUGUUGUCAGAUUUCUUGACUGAAAAAAUAUUCAAGGAAGGUCUCAAGGUAUGUGCAGUUAUUUUAUUAAUUCUUUUUAUUAUGUUUGGCAAGGCGAUCCAUCUGCAAAAUGCAGAAUUUUGAUUGGUUCCUGAGAGGUCGAUACCCAGCUGCAGUACGGAGUGCCACUGAUUUCAUGGUAUGUAUCGCUAAUGUGGACCGCUCGCAAAGAAAAUUAUAAAUAACUCUUGUCCAACAAAUGUCAACUGUUUUCGGAAUGUCCGUUGUUUGGUAUUUUUUAAAAUUGUCCAGAAGGAGCUCGACCUUUGAAUUUACUAUAUGAGGAAAUUGUUAAUUUGAAUUCGUCCGAAAUUAUAUCAAUGCAAUAAAUUCGCACAACUUAUUGGGAUAGAUGAACCUAACCCUAAUCUAAGAUGGUUGUCCAAUACUGUCGAACGUACCCGGAUCGUAAAGAUGGUAAAACAUUGAACACAAUCCGUACGGAUCGUACGGUCCGUACGAACUGUAGAAUGGCUUUACGGACCGUACAAACCGUACGGUUCGUGAAAAUGAUUUACGGUUCGUGAACAUGCUUUGUCGAUGGUGAUGUUGUGUUUAAGUCAGGCCAGAAAAGUUUGUCGAUCCGCUUUAUCUUUGUCAAAAAUUGUUCACAGAAUUUAAAUCCUGCGUUUUUACUGUAAAUGUUCAAACAGUUUUUUUGUCAACAACUUCAAUUAUAAACAUUGUUUUUUCGAAGAAUGCUCGAGAAAAAACACCUAUCCAUCCGAUACCGAAGAGAAAUAUUUUUCUUGGUAAAAAAUUUGCUGAUUCAACCAUUAAAAAGUCAAAACAUUUCGAUUUAAAACCUUGAUAGCUCAGUUAAUACCGCAUGAAAUUCGUAUUGUAAUAUAUCAGAAUUUAAGUUAGUCUUUUCUGGAUACGAUAACAUUUAUUUGAACAGAAGAGCUGUUUUAUAGUUUUCCAGCUAUAUUAAUUCAAACAGGGUAAUAUUUUUGGGGGACACCUGGCAUGAAGUGUCAGCAUUUCUGAAAUUGAUCACAUACCAACUAAAACCCAUCAGUACCGGUCUUCAUGCAUACAUGAAUAUGAAUUAUGAUAUAUAGCAAUCGCGUCGUCUUCGGAAACUUAAGCAUGUUUAUAGAGGGACCUAAAGGGGGGAGGGUCGUAUUCCCAUUUCCCAGCCCAAAUUUUGACUAAAUCCCAUUGUCCCAGAGCACAAAUCCCCAUCAUCUCAGUGGCUGUCCUGCUCAAAUCUUAAUCCCAUUCCCAUUUUCUAUUGUUUUUUUGUUGUUGAUGAAUCCCAGUUCCAGUGCAUGAAAUCCUAUUUUCCCACCCAAAAAUAAGCAAAUCCCAGUUCCCAUUUUACCCCUUCAGGACCCUCUUUAUAAAAUGUACAAAUAUUUGUAACACUUUAGGACUAUCUCGAGAAGUACAAGUUUGGCAACGCUGAAACCAAAGAUUUAUGGGCGGCACUAAGCCUAGUAAGUAAUUAUAUCUUUUACUAUUAACCUUUAUGUUGUAAUAUGUUUUAUUCCAAUACAACAAUUAAUUAUUAUAAUUUAUUCUAAACCCGGAGAGAACGUACUCCAUCCAUGGCAAGCUAGGAAACACUGUCGCGUAAACAUUUUCCCUCUUAAAUCUUUUACCGAUUUUCCUUCCCAGAAAGCGAAAAUGCUUUCCUUAAAUACAAAACAUAUUUCGCUUGUCAAGUGUGAUUUUUGUUGUGUCCUAAUUUACACACACCUUUGGCAAACAUGAGUAAGUAAGCAAAUGUGCUAAUCACCCUUACUUGCAGAUGAGAGCUCAGCUGAAUUGACCACUUGCGUAAUAGACAAAAUUUCGAUCUAAACAAGUCUAGACAAAAAUUUCAUCACAGCUUGAAAGAGCAUCACAAAAUUAGUAAUAUUCCAAAGUUUCGUUGCGAAAUGUUGUAAAAUGCAGAUAAUAUAUCCUUGCGAAGUUUGCCGUUUUUCAGUCAUUUUGCAUUACGCGGGGGAAAUUGACAGACCAAUAAAUACCCUUUGGGGCUGUCAAUUUCCCGUUUGUAAUACAAAAUGACUGAAAAACGGCAAACUUCGCAAGGCUAUAUUAUCCGCAUUUUACAACAUUUCGCAAUGAAACUUUGGAAUAUUACUAAUUUUGUGAUGCUCUUUCAAGCUGUUAUGAAAUUUUUGUCUAGACUUGUUGAGAUCAAAAUUUUGUCUGUUACGCAAGUGAUCAAUUGCGAAAGACGCAACUCAAGCUGAUCAAGUCGAAAGCUUUCUAAGGCACAUGUCUCAUCACAGAGUACAGCUACGUUGGAAGGUUCAGUUUGGGGCUAGAAAACAGUGUUUCUCCAACAAUGCUUCCUUGGUUGCCCAUCUUCGGGAAGCAUGGCUAGAAUACCUUACAUGCACCAGGGCUUUUUGUAACUAUUUACAGGGGAGCAACCCUCCCACCCGAUCAACCAAUUUGGCUGGGGGUCAUUGUCCCUUUUCUCUAAAAUUAUAAGCAAAACAUUGGAAGAAAAACGGAAUUUAGAAGGGAAGUUUGACAUUCUAGUAACUGAAAUUUGCUUUGUGGAUCUUAUGUCAUGUCUUUUAUCUUCAAAUGUGAUUCAAUAUCUUUUUAAAAAUGUUCAACAUUGUAUUGUAAAUACCUUAGAUUUUAAAAAUUUCCCUGUGGAUUGUAUGUCCCAGACUCAAUAAAUUUGUGUUGUUGGAACGCUAGGCUAAACAAGUUAUACCUGGAUUCCAGAGCCUUCAGUAUUAAAUAAUAAAUUGAAACGUCGCGAAGGGUCUGGUUCAACGGGAAGAUUCUUUGAUUAAACCGCGCCAAUCACAAAACGGAAUUAGUGGUUUUAGUACAGAAUUAGUGGUUUUAGUACAGAAUCUGUACUAAAACCACUAAUUCCGUUUUGUGAUUGGCGCGGUUUAAUCAAAGAAUCCUCCAGCCUUCGCGACGUUUUAAUUUAUUAUUUACUGAAGGCUCUGAAAUCCAGGGUAAACAAGUUAGUGACCGAGUUGUGGUAUUUACAUGAAAAUGAAACUGAAGAUUCAGUCAAUUUACAGUAUAAUGUAACACUGCAUAUCCAAACAUCUGUUUCAGAAAACGCACGAAAUGCAGUCACCCCCACUUACAUACGACACCAACAACCAUCAGUCAUCUCUCCAUACUCAGUAUAGUAUGGUCCCUUUUUGUAAGUGCCCCCACCCCUCCCACUCAUGACGAAUUCUUAAAAAAGAGCCUGCCUUACAUAAUUUCUUGCAGAGAUCUGGUAAGAAUGUCACCAAAUUGAUGGAAACGUGGACGGAACAGAUGGGUUAUCCCGUGGUAAAUAUUACCAGAGAUGGAUUAGGCAAAGGCAAAGCUGAUCAAAAACAUUUCCUUCUUGAUCCAAAGGCUAAUGUCACCGAGCACUCAGACUUUAAGUAAGUAACAAUUGUAUGAGUGUUAGCAGAGUAGUCACUUCGAAACAUCCAAGACAGUCUUGUUAAUCAUUUUCAGGAAGUACAAACACAAAUCGCAAGCCACGGAGAUUAUUAGCAGAUUAUUUUCUAGUUUAACCGAGUGUUGUAUUUUUCGCAACGGCUUCUGGUUAGGUCAUAAAUUGUGUAUACAGUCAAUUCAAUUAAGGUUGUCCUUUCAAAAAUUUAAACCUUAAACCCUGAGCGCGCGAGGGAUGACGGGUUAUUGCUUAUUUACACUCAUAAACUUUGAAAUUUGGCUUUGCAAGAAUACCUAAGACAUAUAGAAGACUCACGACAGAAAACAUACUUGUUGCAAAGGCAAUUUUCUGAAUUUAAGGGCCUAAUAGAUGAAAACCCAUCAUCCCUUGCGCGCUCAGAGUUUAAGGUUUAAGGUUUGAGGUUUUGAAAGGACAGCCUUAAUUGAAUCAGCUGCAUAUACUGUAUGUUCAAUAGACCUUAUGCAUAAUGACGUCACAAGGACUGAUGCCCGCGAGGAAUGCUGGUCUUAGCAGUCAUCGCCCGGGAAACUUUCGAUAAUGGCCAUUUUGAAUUGUUUAAUUUAGGCUACAGGAUACAGCUAAACAGGAAACCGACUUAAAUUUUAAACCUUGGCCAUUAUCAGCGCGAUAGCGGAUUACAAGCAAAACAACAAAAACUUCGAGCCUGUGUCAAGAAACCGUCAGUCGAUGACAGCCAAUGAGAUUGCAUGUGUAUUCGUCAUAUGAAAAUGCUGCUUACAAGCAUCCAACAUUGUGCCAUCAAAACAUUGAACAAAUUGAUGGAAAUUUUUCGUUUUAGAAAUUUAUUUCGCAAAAAUGUUGUAAGAAUGUAGUAAAACUAUCGCAGAUUCAAGUUUUGUUAUUAUUUUAGCGUAGUUGUUAAAAUAUUAGAGUAUUUUUCUAUAGUUUUAUGGUUUACCGAUGUAAAUUUAGUUUAAUUUAAUUACCAACCUUAACCGCAACCAUAACUAGAGAAAAUGCAUUGUUAUCUAACCAUUUUCCUCAUAUUAAAUUAACAGUUUUCCAAACAUUUGAAUUUUUUUUGUCAAAUAUUUAACACGCCUAGCUAUUGGGCUUCCUAUGGAAUAAUAUGAAACUAGUUUUUCGUAUCUCUGAGAAUGGUUCUGAAAUAGAAUUAAUCCCUAGCCCUAUCCUAAUCUUAACGAUACCUAAUCCUGGCCCUGACCCUAUAAUCUUAUCCCCUGCAUAACUGAAUGUCCAUGAAUUUGAUGCCUGUAAUCGCUAUUUAUGUUUGCAGCUACAAGUGGACUGUUAAACUAAGCUAUAUCACUGGAAAUGACGUGAAUAUUAAUAAUAGCACAGUUUGGAUGCACAGAGCUUCAGGUAUCCAAAUUCAAGUAAAUUUAAAUUAAAUUAUUUUUACUUUCAUUGCAUUCAAAGCAAACGUUGUUUUAGAAAUGAGGGGAUGAAGUUGUAAAACGUUUUGUGAAAGCAUUAAUAAUUCAUGAAGAAAACACAAAAGAAAUCAUGAGCGUGAAGGAGUUUGCAUAUAUCUGAUACAGAAUCAUGCUGCUUUACAUAAACUUUAAGUUUAAUUUUCUCUCCAAAUAUCAUUCACUUAUUUUAAAUUGUUGAAGAAUACAAAUGUUCUCAUCAAAACGUUUCACAAGCGUUUUACAGCAUUCGCGUCCGUGUGUUGUAUUGGUUAAAACACGGCUGCUCAUGCUCUAAAUAGUACAUUUAAAGUGAAUCGCAAAAUCUUGAAUUUUUAAAUGCAAGAAGUUCAUUACAUUGACAUUGAUCAACAUUUCUCUCAGCGAACACUGAAAAUGCUCUUCCGAAACGCAAACUUUUUCUGGGGGAGCAUGCCCCUUGGGUUGAGCCCCCCCCCCUUCCCGAAUACUGGUCAACUGUUAGCUUCUUCGAAGUUACAGUACGAAAAUUUAUGCAUUAAAGUUGAAGCAUGAAGUACAGUAGGUACUUAGUCUUAGCUGUUGAAAACUUGUAGAAGUUAUCUGGAAGAAAUGUUGAUGUGACAUUUUUCAGAAAAUCGCCCGUAUUCUAAAAGCUCACUCACACUCACUCAUACUCAAUGGAUGGAAGUUCAAUCUGAGCUUCUUUCGAGUGUCAUUGCUGUUUUUGAAUAGCUGGAGGGUUAGUGUCGGUACCUUAAUAUGUGACUAUACUCACCCUCCAGUUAUUCAAAAACAGCAUUGACACCCAAGAGAAACUCAGAUUGAACUUCCACUCAUUGAGUGUGAGUGAGCUUUUAGUAUACGGGCGAAUAUCUUUUUUGAUGGUCUAGAUGGGAGGGGUACCUAAAAAUCAGUGAACGGUAAAAAUGUUGGUAUUUUAACAGUAAAAGUUUUGUAUUUUAACGGCAAAUCUUUGACAAGUGUUCUGAAACGAUAAACAGUAUUUUUCCUCACGUUUCACAGUAACCAAAAUUGACGGUAACCAAAAUUGAGUGAAUCACACCUCACGAUAUACCCCAUCAACGCCCUUCUUUUGUUUUGCGCUUUCUAGCUACGUUUGACUGGCCUGACGAUACAUGGAUCAAAGCGAACCAUGAACAGUAUGGUUAUUACAGAGUGAAUUACGAACGAGAUAAUUGGGAAAAAUUAGCUCAAGUUUUAAAAGACAACCCCACGGUAUUUAUUAUUAAGUAAAUAGACGGACGGCCAGAAUCUGAAAAUGUACAACAAUUACCAUUUUCGGCCCAAAUGUGGUAACAAUUUCCGCACGCAAUACAAAAGUAUACAGAAUUUGCGAACUUUGCAAGGUUAUAUUUUCCGCAUUUAACAACAUUUCGCAACCAAACUUUACUAUUGCAAUUUUACUAAUUUUAGUAUGCUCUUUCCGGGAAUGUUUUUGUUUUUCAAGAUAUAAAAUUAGUCUAUAAUGGGAAUUGUCUACUGGACUCUGUAGCUCAGCUGGUGAGAGCGCUGCACCGAAAUCGCAGGCCCGCAUGUUAGAUUCCUGCCUAUAGUUGCAUUUUUUUCAGCUUUUUCUGGUUAGGUCUAAAAAUUGUAUAAAAUCUUCGGCUUAAAAUUUCCAAAGUGUACUUUUCUGUAUUUAUUUAUGUUAUUCAUGUCUGGAAUGACAGAAAAGGAAGUAUAUAUAUAUAUAAUAUAAUGAUUGCUCAGUUUUCUCCCAUAUAUGUGUGAAAUAUGUAUUGAAAAUGUCCUCAAUCAUCGCGCUAAAAGCAAAUCUCCUGCAAAAUCCAGGAUACCGAAAUGCCAGGUCUGAGUUGGUAUACGCCUUUUGCACAGUAUUUUGUUCAUAAAAAUUAUUUAUCACCAAUAUGUUGAUGUCAUUUGUUAUUAUAGAGACUGCUUUCUUCUGACAGAACUAGUUUGAUUGACGAUGCAUUUAACUUAGCAAGGUCAGUGUAAUCUACGCAUACGGUGGGACGAAAUUAAAGCCCGCCGCACACGAGCGCACUUGUCGCGCGUACUUGUUAUUCGUGACAAGUUGGAUCGACAAAAUUUCCUCGUGUGCGGACAACAUUUACGGCAUUUUCGUCAUUCGUGACAUGUAAACCAAAUAUCAAACAUGUUUGAUAUUUUUCGUCAUUCGUGACAAAAAAAUUCUCGUGUGCGGCGAGCAAACGACAAGCGCACCUGAAUAGGAUAAUUUGCGCAUGCGUGCAACUUGCAGAAUUAAAAACAACAUGGCGGAUCAAGACCACGAGCUCGUGUCUUGUUUUUGAUUCUGCAAGUUGCACGUAUGCGCAAAUUUUCCUAUCCAGGCGCGCUUGUCGUUUGCUUGCCGCACACGAGAAUUUUUUUGUCACGAAUGACGAAAAAUAUCAAACAUGUUUGAUAUUUGGUUUACAUCAAUACAUGUCACGAAUGACGAAAAUGCCGUAAAUGUUGUCCGCACACGAGGGAAUUUUGUCGAUCCAACUUGUCACGAAUAACAAGUACGCGCGACAAGUGCACUCGUGUGCGGCGGGCUUAAGAAAUGUAGCUCAUGGACGUUCUUGCAAUGUCAACAUUUCUGUCAAUAAUUAGUUUCCGCGCGGUCGAGUCGCUGUAAAUUACUGAGAAAAUAUAUUCCCUAUAUAUUCGAAAAUAUAUUGGAUUCUCUGAAUUGGGUUGUUUCGGGGAUGCGGUGAUAUUCGAAUGUUUCAAGUAUACGUAAUUUCGAGUGCAAUUUUGGAAAGAAUUAGACGAGUAUGUUUUUCAAAGACGAUCACAAUUGCACGAGUCCGAAGGACGAAUUGCCCGUAUGUGCGUGUUCAAAGGCACCCAAUUUAAAUAAUUAUUAUUAUUAUUAUCAUCCUGGAUUCGUUUUAGUCUUUCUUGCCACUAAUAUCAAGGUCAAAUUAUCAUGCUUGUAAAUGUAAAUGUAUAAAUACACAUGCAUAUUAUGUUAAUUAGUAACAACAUAAAUCAUUGCAUUUUUUGGGCUUCCGUGGUGCAAUCAUCGGAGAAAGCGCCUUUUACCUCUAAGCUCGUGGGUUCCAUUCUCGUUCCGGACUCAAAACAUUUAUGUGUAAAAAGGCCGUCAACGCUACGCACCAAAAGCUGUGGGUUUUUUCCGGGUAUUCCGGUUUCUCCCAUACAAGGGUGGGUUGGGAUUAGGCCCUAACUAAUCCUUCCACCGUAGCUGCAUGUGCUCCGAUGAUAAUAGGAAGCUUUAGAUUUGACUACGAGUACGAGUACGAGAUUUGAUCGCGUGCGAGGAAAUCAACGUAGUCGUUUUCGUUUCCAUUCAAAUGUUGCUUUUAUAGCAGUAAACCAACAACGAGAGAAAAAGUUUCAUAAACUAAAUGUCCUACAGACUAAAAUCCCCUACAAAACGUGUAAUUAAUAAAGUCUUAACAUUAAAAACAGGCCAGAUAUUUAGUACUAAUUUAUUAUUUGCGCCGGAUAAACGCUAUAUAAAUGCUACAAAUUAUUUUUGGAAAACAAAAAAGGCCAACUUUAUUUGCUUUUUUGAAAAGUCGUCGUGAGGACUACGAGAUUUCUCCACAAUUUCGCACUACUACUUUUUCGCGUCAGUCCGGGAUGGCGUAAGCAUACAGCAUGCGUUUCGCUUGACGAAUCUCGUACUCGCAGUCGUAGUCGAAUCUAAAGCUCCCUAAUGUGAUAUAUUAAAUAAGGACAGAUGUGUAACUUCAGUAAAAAAGUUGUCCCAUGUUCGCCAUCUUCCUAGCAAGUGUCGCUCGCGUGAUUAUUCGUCAUUUGAUAGUACGUCAUUGCCUUCAAAAAUGUUUUCAACACCUUUUCUACAACUUUAAUUGCUUUUAACAACUUUAAACAUUCAACAAAUGAUGCUCUUGAUUGUUUAAUCCAUAAAUUUCGAUCCAAGAAAGCCGCAAUAAAAUGCAAAAGUUCAAGUUUUCCAGGACGCCAUCUUCCUAGCAAGUGUCAUGGCGUGAGCAUGACGUGUACAUCUAGGGAAAUUUGAGGACACGAAGUCCUAUUAAGUUACACAUCUGGUAUAUACUUCAUCUGUGCUAAUGUGGCUGCCACAGGCGCCCUUAGAAAGCCUUCGACUCCAUCAGGUUGAGCUGCUUCCUUCGCAAUUCAGCUUACGUCUCAGCUGUAAGUAAGGAUGACUAUCACACCCCCACUCACUUACACUAUAAUUCACUUGCACAUUUACCAAUUUCAGGGCUGGCCAGUUGGAUUAUGACAUUGCUCUUAAUCUGUCAUCGUAUGUAAAGAACGAGAAUAAAUAUGUUCCGUGGAGAGCCUUUAUGACGGCCAUAGGUUUUGUUAAUACAAUGUUGAGUACUCAGGAUUCCUAUGGCAUGUUUCAAGUAAGGAACCAGACAUAGUUAAUGCUGAUUAAAUAUAUCGCAGGCUCAAGCGGUAUCGAAAUUACCAAUGCUUUUUGCAAUUAUCGAAAGUGUCGAUACUUCUUCCACACAUAUACAUGUAGACACGCACAAGUUGUUACAAGUCUGCAAACAAAUUGUUACGAGUCUGUUCACAAACUGUCGACAAGUUGUGUUCGCACUGCUUGUUCCAAGUUGUUUUAACAAGUUCGACACGAGCUGUUAACAACUUGUAACAAGUUUGAUGGCAUUAUCAGGUUGUUUUAACAAAUCUAGCAUGAUGUAACCAGAAUGUUACAAGGUGGACGGCACAAGGUUGUAACAAUAUUGUUAUAUCAUGACUGUAUCGGACUUGUUGGAACAACCUUACAACAAAUCUGAUCAUUUCAACAAGGUUGUUACAAGUUGUUCACAGCUUAUUCAAAACUUGUUGACAACUUCGGACAAGCAGUGCGAACACAACUUGUUGACGGCUUGUUGGCAGACUUCUAGAUUUGAGACUUUUCCGUGCAUUGUAGUAUCGAUUGUAUCAAUAUGUUGUAUUGGUAUCGGCCAAUCCCUCCAACUGUGAAAGUGUGACAAAGGCUGUAAUCACUUGCAAAACAUACAUGUCUAGCAUCAACCAGGAAAAUAUAAAUCUAAUCAAGCUGCAUGUACAUUUUGUCUUUGAUUAUUUCUUUAGACAUAUAUGCUUAACAUCUUAAACGAGACACAAAUUGAAAAGGUCGGAUGGAAAAACGUCAAUGGUACUGACAGACAUUUAGAAGUGUAAGUAUUGGCAGUUGCUGUCAUUCGGACAUGUUCGAGAAGGAAGAUCGAUAUAAUAGCGAGCAUAAUUAAGCAUGUAGGACGGCAACACGACGACUACGGCCAAAACAAAUUCCUUCAAGUAAAUUAUAGUAAAGAAAACUUGUUGUAUAUUAUAAUUCGUAUGAAUUUAAUACAGUAUAAGAAGUUAAAAACAUUGGCUUUAUGUUUGGGACGAGUUCUACUGAACCGAAUUUCAAGUUGCACUUGUGACGAUUUGAAAUGCAGGCGUUGUAUAAAAGACGUGAACAUCUGUGAUUUGCCGUUGUAAACAGCGCGACUACUAGGCUAUAUAUAUACGUUUGAAACUCCCCUGGGACUUUAAUUAUUUACAUCUUUUCAUUGACUCAUUGUACACUCGUUGCCGUCGUGUUGCGUCCUACGUGCUUAAGCUCCCUAUUUGGGGGUGAGGGGGGCUCAUAUUCAUAUAUUCGUGUUCUGCAUUUCUCACUUCUUUUGAAAUCGAUUGUUUUUACGGUCUGUAAACAUAAACAUAAAUAUAUGAAUAUGAGCCCCCCCCCCCAAUUAUCGAUCUUCCUACGGCCCUGGAAGUGGAGAUACAGUUCGUGCACUACACCUUACUAUUAAGUCUGCUUACUAAGUCUGCUGCUGUUGGUCAAGGGGGGUGAGGUUAAGGGGUGUGACAUGUAAGUUGAAUUGUAGUUGCUGCAGUCCUCACUAUUUUCGGCGGCAAACAGGAAUAACAAAUCUAAUUAAAAUAAACUGUCGAGCAUUGUGAUUGGAUAAAAAACACUGCGACGAGCUUGAGAGUUGACUCUUGCGACGACCAGGGACGUCGCGAAGCCAUCAACAUUGGGGUGUCGUCACGUUUUGACCAACAUUUCCUAGGAUUUUGACCAAGUCGUACGAAUCUUUCCCGAAAAUUUUGUCGACGGGGGGGGAGGGGGAGGUCAAAAACAUUUUCCGGACUAAAAUAAGCGUAGUCGAAAAAAUUUUUCCCCACUAACAUAAGCAUUUUCUAAUUUUUUCGACCAAGAUAAGCAAUUUUUCACCGCAAACAUAACAAAAGCUUUAAAAUUGUUAAAUUUGCGAACCAUUUCAUAACUUUGAGCAACUUCGACCUUCUUUUAUCCCAAACUUUGACCAAAUUUUUCCGAGUUUUUGCCUUCAAUUUUAAGCAAAUAUCAAUUCCAUUUUGACCAACUUUGACCAACGUUUGAAUCAUUUGGGGGUAUUACAUCCCCCCCCCCCACCACACACACACCCUAUAGCGACGUCCCUGGCGACGAGUGGAAAGGAGACUUAAUCUGGCUUUUACUUUUUCGACCAUUUUGUUAAUUUUGUUCUUUUAACGAGAAUCUCCAUUCAAUUUGCUCUAGAUACAUGCGCAGUUUGAUAUUGAGUGCUGCAUGUUCCUAUGGACACGAACCAUCUAUUAAGAAUGUGAAAAAGUUGUUCAUGGAAUAUCUUGACAAGUAAGUAGAAAUCUGAUAAAGUACUGUAAACUAUAUAGAUUAUAUUAAAUAUAGAUCCGUCCAUGCGAAGAUAUGAUAAUGCGAGGACUUGAAAUCUAGUUCAAUCCGAAUUGGAGGAUUUGAAAUGACAUCUCGUAUAAAUAGAUCACCACUUAAAAUGAAUCAACUAAUUUGCAAUCCAGUCCAAGGACUGAAUUAAUUUUGACACGUACAGUCCUAGGACUGGGUCAAUACACUUCACCAGGUAUGCAGUAUUAUCAUGUGAGCAAAAUAGAGCAACAUGGUUGACUCAUGAGUUAUUAACGUAUUUGAGAUACCUGCUUCACGAGUGGUACCCGGAUCAUACCAGCAGCUCCCUUGCAACUCUGGACCGAGGACCAAGAAGCUGCCAGUUCGCCCCUAAGUACAGAUAAUUAGGACUAUAUAGCAAUUAACGUUGUCUCGACAUUGUAUUACUUAGCAAUGCCACUCUAGAUGUGGAUUUGAAAAGUUUGAUCUAUUACCAUGGUAUUGCAAACACUGGCUACAAAGAGUGGGACAGAUUAUUCAAGAGGUAUAGCAGUACAACAGCCGCCUCAGAAAAGAGUAAAUUACUUUAUGGCUUGGGAGGAUCGAAAGAACCUUGGGUUUUGCGAAGGUGAGUAAGGCUUGUGUAUUUUUGAGUGUUUGGGCCUGUUCAUAUGAGCCAGCUAACCAGGAAACUCACGCAGAGUGAGAUCUGCCCAUACAUAUCUUAUAUACACUAGAUAGCGCAUCUCUUUUAGUAAAAUUGAAGCCAAGAAUGUUCCAGCGGUUAUCCCCAUUUUGUACAAAUGAAUCUUUAAUUAUGGUAUUUGUACAACAUAAUAUAACAGUUUUCAAAGCGUCGACGUUGUGACUCGACGUUGUGACUCAUUUACAGUGGAUUUACCGAGGGUGCUAACAGUCUGACCUCAGCUACAUACAGUGUAGUUUUCCUCAUUGCGCCUAAAAAAUACCUGUGGCUGUGGUUCCGGUUUCAUAUCGCGAAAAAAUGUACAGCUAAAGUUCUUCACGGUUUUGAAUACUUUGGCAGGUCUGCUAGUUAUUGCUAGAAGGAAAAUGUAAGUACGCGAAUAGCAAAUUUCUGCGUACCUACGUGGUACUUGCCUAAAAACAAGGAAGUACCAGACCAUAAAUUUGGCGUACCCCCUGUACGUUGGUACGCGAAUUAUCGCACCCUGGCCAUAUGAGAAACAAGGCAGCACAAAUCUUUACUUUCGUCUUCUAGGUUCUUACGGUAUUCUAUUGACGGAGAGAAGAUUCGUGACCAGGACACUGUGACCGUUGUGGGUUAUGUAGCAAGAAAUGCCGUUGGUCGAGAUCUGGCGUGGAAAUUUUUGAAAGAAAAUUGGAGCAUCUUUCUCAAGAGGUAUUCGUUGAGAAAAUAAGUAGAAUAACAUGCAGCAAACAUCAAAAAGGUAUUCGGAAAUGAUCACGUUUGCAAUUACUUAAACAGCAUACCCCCAAAUACCGUAAACCUCCAACAGUAUUAGGCAGCCCCCUCCCCCCCCCCCCGAAUAUAAGCCCACCACAUAUACUAACGCUCACCUCAUCGUCCAUGUAUUAGCCCCCCGUAUAUAAGCUCUCCCUUGUAUAAGCCCAUCAAAAAUCGCCGCUUACGAAAGUAUAUAAGCCCAGGGCUUAUAGUCGGAGGUUUACGGUAUUUUGUAUCCCCCCACCCCUAAAAAGUUUUCCCACCCCACAAAAAGAUGCUUUUUGGGAUAAAUGACAAUGGUGUGAUUGAAACAAAGAUUUUGAACUAAGUAAGACUAAAAACAAGGAUUUUGAUAGUUCAAAAGACCAAAAAUGUCAAAAUUUCCUGGGGGACUUCGUCCCCUUACCCCGGUUAGCAAUUGUGCCCCCAAACCCCCGCUGCAGUUCGUUCGGCGGGGCUAUGCGCCCCGUAACUCGCCUCCUCCCUAAAUUUUCGUCUAUGACACGUACUGUAUCAACCGAAGUACUUAUUGCCUCAAGUUCAACUUAUUCAUUCAAGUUGAAUUAACACAAGAAAAUAAUUUUAACAUUCCUUUCAUUCACAAUAAGGACCGGUUAUUAUUUAUGGCGGGGGAGACACCGAAGAGAAAAGGGUUGGGUAAAGAAAAUUUUUGAGUGAGCAAAAGGUUGGAUAAAUGAAAAAUAAAACAACUCCAGGGUUGGGUAAUAAAAAUUUAUUCUCAUUUCCGAAGCAUGACUCACUCAAAUAUUGAAGAUUAAAAAGCAAUGCCAACACUCAUAUGUCAAUACAAUAUGUAAAUCAAUCAAUCAGAGUCACAACUGAAUGGUAUCCUUUUUGGUCAGGUGUAAGUAUUUGUUUUUUAAUUGAUAUUUGAGGUUGGGUAAAAAAUUGACUUUUUAAUUGUUGGAUCAGCAAGUUUUUACCAAGAAAAACAUUUUUGUUUCGGUUGUUAUACCCCCGCCAUAAAUAAUUAUCGUUCGCGGUCCAUAAUAGAUCGAAAAAUUAUUUUGUCUUUGCCAUGUGUAAUGCAUUUAAUUAUACCUAAUUGGCGUAAAAUAGAUAUAAAUUUUAAAUUAAAUUUUUUACAUGUUACAUUUUUAUAUACUUUGAUAUAAUAUACUUUGAUAUUAUAAAUAUUUUAAGUUGAUACUGUUUCUUAAACAUUACGUAAUUCAGCUGUGAAGCUGCGAGGUAUUUUAAAUAAAACAGUUCAGCCUUUUGAUUGGUGAUUUUAAGGCGCAUUUCAUCCCUUUUAAUUGAAAUCGCUCUAGGAAAAUCAAUUAUGCAUAAUUCAAAAUCUGUCAAACUCGAUGUUAAAAGUUUUUAACAAUAAAAAUGUUUUAAAAUGUUAAAAACAUUGAGUUACUCAUCUUGAAUUAUGUAUAUUGCAUAAUUGAUUUUCCUAGUUAGUUUUUUCAAAAAGGGCUGAAAUGCACCUUAAAAACCAUCUUUCAAAAGGCUGAACUGUGCUUUAAAUGUUGCUAAAUGUGACAUUAUACUUGAUUGUUUUAGAUACGGCAAAAGUAGUUUCCGAAUGGCAAGUGUAAUCACGUCCACAACAUCCAUGAUGAACACGAAGCUUGAACUGGAAGAUGUAGGUUUUGUUUUGUCUUUUGUUUAAGAGUUCAAUUUUUUCACUUGUUGCCUGGUGGGAUACAUGGCGUUUAUCUAAAUCCACGUGAUCAAAAAUCAGCCAAUCACGUCUAGUUUAGGUUAUAACAUCAUUAUAUAUUUAAAAGAUUCAUGGUUUCGAUUGGGUAACAGCCAACUGUGAAAUCGUCAUGUCAACUCAAUAACGGACCAAAUAUGGAGUUUUGACAUAAUAUUCAACAAAGUGAUGUCAUAAUGUUGAUAUGAUAAAAUUAUAUUCACCGUUAUGACGUCAUACUGUAUACGAAAACGAAAUUUGGAAACACGGGCCAAAACAAUAUGGCAGCGCCUUCGCCCGUAUUUGCCGGUUUAAUUAAAGAAAACAACUUAAACAGCCAAACAGCCACAACAUUUGAAAUUAGCACUGAUGAAGAUCCGGGCUUACGGAUCGAAAACUUUGCAGUAAUAAAUUUACGUGGUGUUACCACAAACAAAACUAUUAUAUGUUUUAUCGCCAUGCAAACCUACAAAUUAAGAACUCAUGUACAAAAAGUUUUGAAACAGCUUGCGGACAUACAUUGUACUUAUGAAAGAAAAAAGGAAAGAUUUUCUGCAAAUGUGCAGGUUUCGCUCGUAUUCAUCUUUUAAAUAAAUAAUAAAAUUUAAAAAAUUAUUGAAUUCAGUUUUCGCAAGAUAUGAGAAUUAUCAACCCUCAGUUUGUGUUACGACCCUCAGCCUUCGGCUUUGUUGAUAACACAAACUUUGGGCUUCAUGCUCAAACCGCAUUCAAUAAUUGGUUAAUGUUCAUAAUAAUUAGGGACCGCGGAAGCUGGUUUUGACAGGAGAAAGUAGGUUGAAUCUUCUACAGUGUCGCAGUUUUACCCGUGCCUACGUGAUUUUCAAAGCAGAGUAAGGCCUGUUUCAAACGUCGCGCUUCUCAUGUGCUGAACGCAGGGUCGCCGGAACUGGGGGGGGGGCAGGAGGGGCAGCCAUCCCCGUUGCCCUUUACCAGGAGGGGCAAGGGGGGCAAAGGUGCUCUUUCAAUUUAAAGGAUUACUUUGGCGAAAUAGCGAAUAGUCAGAAAUGUUGGUGCAAUUCUUUUACGAAUUUGCAUCAGAAAACGCAAGAAAUGCAGUCAUCGAGCUUCAAGAAUAGCACAAUCGCCUGGCGGAGAAUCCCCUCACACCCCUAUCAUCCAAUAAAUAGAAAACAUGAUUAGGCGAAGUUCAACUCCUCUUAGUGUAUAUAUAUAUAUAUAUAUAUAUAUAUAUAUAUAUAUAUAUAUAUAUAUAUAUAUAUAUAUAUAUAUAUAUAUAUAUAUAUAUAUAUAUAUAUCAAUUCAAAAGUGCCCUCUCACGAAAAUCUGCCCCUUGCCUUCACAUCGUUCCGGCGUCCCUGGCUGAACGCAUUAGAAACAGUAGACAAUGAGGCAUUUCAGCUGAUUAUCUAUUGUUUUAAUGCGUUCGGCAUAUGAGAAGCGCGACGUUUGAAACAGGCCUAACGCUCGACUAUUUAAAUGUGUUAAUUAUUCUUUUACAAUACCAUAAACAUCUGCAAGAAUCGUUACUAAUUCUUCAGUUAGACAUGUGUUCCACAGGAAUAUAUCUGCCUAACAUUGGGAAAUAUACACAUGGUUACCUAAAUUAUUGUGGGGAAAGAAGUGCCGGGAAAUUCACCUUCCGAGCUAGUUGUAAUUGUGAAGGACGCAGCUCAACCUGAUCCAGUGGAAGGCUUGCUAAGGGCGCCUCUGGCAGCCACCUUAUGACUCAUGUCUGAUCACGGAGCACAACUACGAUGGAAGGGUCAGUUAGGGGGCUAAUCCAGCGACGCCGGGACGAUAAAAAGGCAAGGGGGGGGGGGCAAACGCACACCAAAGGGCACCUCGACAGACUCCGGUCAAGAUAUAAACCUAUAAUUGUGUGUUGACUUGCCAAUCUAUGAAAGCAAACGCACUUAAUCAGGUCACAUUCAAGAUCACACCUCAUUAUUUUGCCCAAACAGCAUCACUGGAAAUGUGAUUUAUCAGGUAGUAUUUCAUAACUCAAAGGGCACUUCUGCCCCCCUUGCCCCUCCUAUAGCAAAAGGCAAGAGGGGCAGCUGCCCCUCCUGGCCCCCAGUUCUGGCGUCCCUGCUCUAAUCUAACCCAUCCUGUCAACUUUCCCUGUGGGAGGAAACUGGAGCAUCCGGAGAAAACCCACGACUUUCUGUAGAGCGUUGACUAACUCUUUUCACAUGAGUCUCAUUAGUCCGAUGUGAAGAUCCAACCCACGAUCUCAGAGGUGAAAGGCGCUAGCUUGCUCUGACGAUCGCGCAACCGGAAGCUCCUUUUCUUCAAUUAAUACGUAACAUUCGUCUACUUCUUUCUCCCUAGGUCAAAGCGUUCUUCGAAGGCAGAGACGCAGGAUCUGGUGAAAGAGCCGUAAAACAAGCUAUUGAACGUAUUCAGACGAACGUCGAGUGGGUGGAAAGAAGUGCUCAAUCUAUAGCCGACUAUUUGAAAAAAGUUACUUAAAUUAAGGUAACUUGAUCAGAUCAUUGGAUAACUCCAGCUAUAGACUAAAUUUUGAUCCAGACAAGAAAAACAAAAUCCAUCACCACAGCAAGAAAGAGCAUGUUAAAAUUAGUAAAAUUGCAAAGUUUGGCCGCGAAAUGUUGUAAAAUGCGGAACAUAUAGCCCUGCGAAAUUUGUAAAUUUUGUAUUAAUUUGUGUUACGCGCGAGAAAAUGCACCACAUUUGGGCCGAAAGUGGUGCAUUUUCCCGUGCGUAAUACAAAUUAAUACAAAAUUUGCAAAUUUCUUAGGGCUAUAUUUUCCGUAUUUUACAACAUUUCGCAAGCAAACUUUGCAAUUUUACUAAUUUUACCAUGCUCUUUCUAGCUCUGGUGAUAUACAAUUACUUUAUGGUUUUCGUGUUCGGAUGGCCUGAUCCAAACGCGCGGGAAUGUUGCGAGAGUUAAGAAAAGCGAGUGAAAUCACGAGCCGAAGGCAAAUGAUUUUGCCCGCUUUUCUUAACUCGAGCAACAUUCCCAAGUGUUUGGAUCAGGCCAUCCAAACAAGAAAACCAUAAAGUAAUUGUUUUAUAAAAUAACAACAACACGAUAGUCUUCCGUGUUUGGAUGGCCUGAUCCAAACACGGGUUUCGACCAAUCAGAACACGCGUUAUAUACAUGUUAUUUUAUAAUGGAUUUUGUUCUUUUUGCCGAGAUCCAAAUUUAUAGUCUAUAGCUGCAAUCAUUUAUUACAGUCGAAACCCUAUUAACGGACACCUUAAGCGGGCAUACACCUCCAGUCCCAAUGAUUUCUUUAAUAAAAUACUAAUAUCAUUACUCCUAUUCAGCGGUCACGUACAUCUACUGAGCGGAAGCGGGCACUUAACUUGCGGUCCCAAUGAGCGGGAUAACACCUCUCUUAAUUAAGCGGACAAACGAAAUGAGGAAUGUAAAUAUGCAAAUUAAAUUUUCAUGACAAUCCAUGGUAAAAAUCAAUUUGAAGAAAAUUCACUAGACCCAUAUUUGUUAUUAAUGUUUUGUAAUAUUUCCAUGUGGUAUAAACGUUAAUAACUUGAACUAAUGAAGUAAUCUCCUAAAACAAACCUUUCUUUAAUUCGUUUUUAAGCAAUUGCAAAAACUCUCUUCGAAACUUGACUCGCAGGGAAGUUCCACACCAUAACCAGCCCCUCCGUUGACAUGUUUACCUUUUGAUUACGAUUAAGAUAUAGUUCGCCAACUAUUUUGUUUUGUUUUUUUCUGUGUUGGUGUUAUGUACUAGGUGAAUAUUAGGGAAAGUACUAGGGAAAGUUAUUUUUCAGUCGUAUAUUUUAUAACAUUAUGUCAUUCUUUGUCUGUCUGGCUGCAAUCGGCGAAAAUUUGAUAAAAAUUGGAUAAAAAUUCGCAGAGUAAUGGUAGAUGUUCUGAAACGCGCGCCUAGGAUAUCCUGUAUAUAACUUUAAUCAAUGAACAAACUAUGUUUCAUCUCUUUUAUUUCAGGAACGAAGCAAGAGUACAUUAUAUGUACGGUAUAGUUGCUUUGAAUAACGUUUUUUAUAGAUUAGCUAAUAGUGUCUUCGUGUAUGUACGAUAAGAUAUAUAAUCAACGUAGCAACUGUCUGUAAUUAUACUUUUGUCAGUUUUUGUUAAUAUUAAAUAGAAGUAAUUAAAGAAUGCAAUCUUCAAAAGAU
Messenger RNA from Paramuricea clavata, 30369 nucleotides. The record is from the annotation of a GenBank genome assembly. NCBI's taxonomy places the organism in Eukaryota, Metazoa, Cnidaria, Anthozoa, Malacalcyonacea, Plexauridae.